CGUUGAUCUGAGCAACCCUUGCUUUCUGAGCUCUCGUCCCGUUCUGCCGGUGCCGGUACCUGGUGUCUAUUCUCUUUGGCUGUCGCAGUGGAUUAGAGUGCAGACAGGUCUUUAUUGCUCUCAGUGCCAUCUUUUUUCUACUAUGUUCCUCUUAUAACCUCGUUGAUCGUCAAGCGCCAUGACUGGUUCAUCCCCGGCGACGCGUCGAUCGCGACAAUGGAGUAGCCCGUCCCGCUCUCGGAUAUCUGACAUUCUUGCUGAGAAUAGGCAUACUGAGUUGAGCCACCAAGAUGCCCUAGCUGCUGCUCAAGCCGAACACGAACGCGUUCGCGAUGCCGCCAUUAGGGUGUUUAAGGACCACGAGUUGAAGGAGGAACACCGCCGUCUGCAAGAACGCGAGGAGGUCAUCAUCCAGCAGCAGCGAAGAGAAGAGGAUAGGAUUCGUAACGAGGAGAGGUUACGCGCCGAAGAAGAGCGACUACGGGCCUUGAAAUUGAAGACGGUACCGAAACUGCCACCAGAGGAACCCCCAGCCUCUUCACCCAAGCCAACCUCUACACUUCAACCAAAUGGCUCCGGGCCAUCAAAUUCGAUAACAGCAACAAACUCGCUUAACAAGCCGGUGCCGGUAUUGACCACAGAAAAGGAGCCGCCUAUCACUUCUCAGCCGUCAUUAAAUGUCCCAACACCACCAGUAAAUGGGAUCAAGCUUGCUUCGCCCGACCAGGCACAGUUGCUUCCACAGGGGCAACCUAAAUCUUCGCCAUUUGCUACUUCGCCAACACCAAGUUCUUUCCUCAAGCCUGCUACUUCACAAAAUGCUCAGUCAGUUGGGCCGGCAUCCAAACCACAAACUGAUCAAUAUGUAGUGAUACAUCAGAAUCUUAAAAAGCUGCGCGCCUCUUUGGCCGAACAAGCCAAAACACUGCCACCACUUAAAGCUCGGAUGGGAGACAUGAGGCGAGAACUGAGGAAAAGUUUAGGUCAAAUCGUCGCGGAGAAGGGAGCCAACAAGAAGCAGAUCACAACAAUCCAGAAGCUACUAGAAGAGUCACUUAGUGGCAGCGUUCCGAGUGCAAUGGUGGACCCUUCUCAAUAUGUCAUAGACGAACGGGGACCAAUGGAGGGGGCUUUACGCAAUGAGGCGCAGCUUCCUUCGCUCUUCCUUUAUCUUCUCAAUAUCUUCGCUAAAACCAUUAUUAACCAGUUCAUCAAUGAGUGCGGCGCUCAACCAAAAGCAGCUGACCCUCUUGGUGUGAUUGCCGCUCAAAUAUUUUCCAACAAAUUCUACCAUUGGAGGGGUAGAACUCUCGUAGAUAUUCUGAUGGCUAAAUAUCGAGUGGCGUGUCCUGUCCUCUUUGGCUACCAUGGCAGCGAAAGCACAGAGCAGGGCCGCGCGAGACUCGGAUGGAGGAGAGACGGGACUGGGUGGGCACCAGAACAACAACAUAUCGAUAGGAUGAAAGGCCUUGCCGUGGGAUACGCGGCAAUCUCCCUCCGCGAUUUCUCGAGAUCUCCUAACACAAAUCCCUGGCCGCCAUCUAAAUACUGGACAAGUUUGGCGAAAGUUGUCAACACACCUCCCGCCGAGAUCUCCAAUACCCAGUGUGUGGUACUUCGCGGCAUGAUCGAGAUAUAUGAGGAGCGCUUCAUCUACUUCUAUGGAAGUGCCGCUAUUGCUGCUCUUCGCUUGGCAUUGGUUGAUUUCCCCAAUAAAGCGCAGGCUAAAACACCGGGUACUUCUGGCUUGCAAGUUCUUGCACAGAUGUUGAAACGAGAUAUCGGACUAGAACUGUAAGGAUUAAGCUGUAGUAGUCAUGGCAUUGCAUUUACUUUGGGACAUGAUAUAAAUUACCGGUCUGGGAAACCACCUUGUAUCAAACUGGCGUUGAGGUUAUAUAGCAUAUAUCCGGCGUCCAAAGUUCAGUCUUGGCAGGAAAU
Messenger RNA from Xylaria bambusicola, 1941 nucleotides. Its product is annotated as GLE1-like protein-domain-containing protein. Gene Ontology annotation, biological process: poly(A)+ mRNA export from nucleus; regulation of translational initiation; regulation of translational termination. NCBI's taxonomy places the organism in Eukaryota, Fungi, Ascomycota, Sordariomycetes, Xylariales, Xylariaceae. Gene Ontology annotation, molecular function: inositol hexakisphosphate binding; phospholipid binding; translation initiation factor binding. Gene Ontology annotation, cellular component: nuclear pore cytoplasmic filaments; nuclear pore; cytoplasm. The coding region runs from base 179 to 1798 and encodes 539 amino acids. The record is from RefSeq and is a predicted model, not a curated record. The transcript has 2 exons.